Gasterosteus aculeatus aculeatus (three-spined stickleback) is the source of this 5189-nucleotide messenger RNA. RefSeq names its product carbonic anhydrase 6. Gene Ontology annotation, molecular function: carbonate dehydratase activity; zinc ion binding. The record is from RefSeq and is a predicted model, not a curated record. Lineage: Eukaryota; Metazoa; Chordata; Actinopteri; Perciformes; Gasterosteidae.
UUUAUUUGUUUUACAAGUAGGGAGAGGGAGGAAUCGCGUUUUAUUCGAGGGGGACUGUGGGAAGUGUAGUUUUUGGUUGUCGCUAUGCGGAGAGAUGACGCGUUUUGGGUACGUGCGGGGCAGCAGGAUCUCCGAUGCGGCGGUUCAUCGCGGGUCACGUGUUACUCGCGGUCACGUUCUUUUCUUCGCUGAAUUUUCUUCAGUGUUAGAAAAAGCGGGUGUGCUUUUCCUAUUAAGUCGAAUGAGUUAAUAGUCACACGAUGUGGUGAUUAUUUUUUUCUAAAGGUGUCUUUACAUCUACAAGAUCUGUUUUUGCUAUAAUAGUUAAAUGAUGAUGUAUUAUUAUGUCAUCUUUAUUCAGGAUUCAGCUCCAUAUAAUAUGUAAACGAAAUGCUGAUGACAUGCCAAUGGCACAUCUAAACUAUUUCUUCUUUGUUCCAAAACUUUAUCUUGCUAUAUGUUAUUGCCAGUAUUUGAAAAUUCAUCAGCCUUAUUGACAACAGAAGGGUUUUAUGCCCCCACUUUCUCGCCCCAUGAAUGAAUAUGUUGAAGUAUUGCGUUUGAAAUCUGCAUUUUAAGAGUGAAUGCACUGGUUGAGGACGAGGACAUUUCAGUAAUGAAUCCCAACAUGCAAGAAUAGUGAGUUUCCCACCUCACAUGUGUGUCAUCGUGCAGCUGCGCAGUGGCGGGUCAGAGCUGCUGGGGGCAUCACAGAGAUGAAAGCCCCCUUCAGUGACCUUGAGACUCCGUCAGUGUUAAAUCCAACUGCGCCAUCUGCUGCCCACACGCUCUCAUUGAAACAACAAACAAGUUUGGAGAGUGGAAUUCAUUAUACAUAAAAGUAGAGGGUAGUUUAUUAAUGCAGUAUUCUUUAUUCAGUGACCCCCUAAUAAAAGGUAUUUCUAUUCAAAAUAUUAAAUUAAUGUUGUAAUGAAACCUAAUAAAAGUUUUUGACUGUUUUAGGUUCACAGAACCAAGGUUUCUACCUGAACCUCUUUUUUAUUACCAGAGCUAAAGGCUCUUAAGUCUUCACUGAUGUGUUGUUAAAUUAAAGGCAGCACUGAACAGAAAGCUCUUCAAUCUUGAUUUGAAGCGGCUGAGAGUCUCAGCUGACCUGCAGAUUUUGUUCCAGAUAUAUGGAGCAGGAAAACCGAACAAAACUGCUUCUCCAUGUUUGGUUCUGACUUUAGUGUUUUAUGGUUGUACUACUGGAUCAUUAUUAGAUCAUUAUUAGUGAUGUAUUAAGUAAGAAGCCUUUUGAUGUUGCAGUUGUUUGUUUUGCCCAAAGUAACAAACUCUAGCCAGCAGCACCUCAGACACCCGAAAAAUAACAUGUUACAUAUUCUUGGUUUAAUCAGUGAAACAUUUAUAUUUUAUUCCAUUUUAUUUGGCUAAAAUUAAUGAUUAGAACCUUCCUCCAGCCUGUCAGCUGGUGGCAUCUGCCACCCGUGUGAGAGGCUAUUUCUGGUCCUAACGUACCAUCAACUUGUGACAUGGUCGCCGGCAGCAACACUCUGCCAAUCUGUUGGUCAACGUUGGAAAGCCGCACCAGGAUGUGAGGAAGCAUAAUAGAGUAGCCGAGCUGUAGCACACUGCUGUCAGUCAAUUUUAAGUAUUUUUCCACAACCAAAGCACCAGCCUGUCUCAGUCAGCGGAGGGAAAGAAGCCGAGCCGGAGGCAACGCUAGUUUGCUGCUUUGCUGCUUUGCUGCACGCUUUUUGCAUAUUUCUGAGAAUCUGGCUGAUAUUUGUCUAGGCUCUCCGGCUCCAAGAAAUUGUCAGCUCAGGAGUCUACCUGCUGUGAUAUUGUCAGAAAACAUGGCAUGCAUUGACUAUGUGUAAAUGAAUGGUUAUUGACUCAGUGUCGGUUGUAACACUCACUCCGGGUCCUUUUGUUUGUGCAGAUAAACUACUAAACUAAUUUCUACAAAGUAAAAUGACCCUGACAUUCAUCUACUACAGUAAUUCAAAGGAUUAAUCGGUACUCCGUUUAUGUUUCAUGCCAUUAUCACCUUAAUGCUAAUAAAAUGACCUGGUUAAGUAAAUCACAAGAUAAGGGGAGAUGGGACCAAUACUAUACAGGGAAAUUGUGUAAAAGCAGCAAAGAGUGACAGAAAAUGAAAAGAAAAGAUAAUACAGUUACAAACGAUUUGAACUUGGAAGGACAAAUAAUAACAAAACAGCUAUAUCACAAUAAACCCAAUGGAAGCAUUGCUCGUGAAUGAAGGACAAUUGGUGUAAAAACAGCUGUUUGAGAGACUCGGGUCUUGCUGGUUAAAUGAGGGAGUGCAGCCAACGUUUACUGUCAACAGCGCAAGUGUUUGCACGUGUUUACGCGUUCGUUUGUUGAGUGUGUGACCACCAUAUGUGUGUAUAAAUGCGGAUAAACUUGGAUGUGAUUUCUGUGUUCGUUGAUUUGAUGUUUACGGGUUGGUUGGACCAUAUCUUAACAAUAAUUCACAGAUUUAAUCAUCACAGCCAACCUCCCAUCUUACUGUUGACUGUUGUUGCUAAUCGAGCAGAAAAGCAGGCCUAGCGGUAGAAAUGAUAACAUGUGUGACCACGACUAGUAGUAGAAUUUCUGUGUUAGUUAGUAUAGUAAUGUAUUUUGAAUUGAACAUAUUGUAUAUAUUUUAAUACUGUACACAUGACAUCCAUAAUGUAAUGUUAAUCCUGAGGGAAGGAUUUCUUCCUUAUUUUAUCCCCAUUGAAGGGUUUUUCGGGCGUUUUUCCUCCAUGGUCCCUGUGAUGAGGCGUUGUAUCAAUUGUAGGGAGUUCAUCCCGUACUUAAGCCCUCUAAGUAGAUUUUUUUGCUGAACAUAGAAGCUUUUGUUUUUUUAUUUCUUAAAUAUUUUCGUUUUGUUUUCUCAAGACCAGCACAGGACGCCGUACAGCCUGCAGCGGAAUUAUAAAUGUAUGUGGGCUUUAAAUUACUAGGCUUUCUCCUAGCCAGUACAAUCACACCAUUUAAGACACUAAGACCUUGAAAACUGUUAUUGUCCAGGCAAAGAUAAACCCGGUGAUUUACUGUGGAACAGGACAGCUUCGGUUCAUUUCUUAGCGCUGAGGAACAUCAAACCUGUGGCUUUGUUUUUUAAUGAACUCUGACUUGUGUGUGUGAGUUGAAAACCCUCCCCUGUCAUCUCACCCACAGAUAUCCGUUCGGUUUUCUCCAUCUGGAGUUGUUUAGAAUUGUUUUGAAUCAGUCGGUGUGUGUUGACACAGGACAACAACUGGCAUCAAUCAAAUGCAGGCCGCCGAGAGGCCGUAACUCCAGUCCAGAGAGGAAGAAUGUGAAACUGUGUUAAAGCUUGAGAGAAACCCAGUGGGAGCUGUCAGAGUGCUGUGUGGAGGACCAAGAGACGAAGCAAUGGAGUUCUUCUUGGUGAUGGUCUCCUCUGCUUUGGUCUGUGCUGUUAGCGCUGGAAUUCCUCAUGACGGAAUACACUGGACAUACGCAGGUAGAGAGGGAGCCUUGGACCAGAUGCACUGGCCAACCAAGUACCCCGCAUGUGGUGGUAAGAAGCAGUCCCCAAUAGACAUCCAGAGGCGCAGCGUGAGACACAACCCAGACAUGCUGCAGCUGGAGCUCAACGGAUAUGAUGCUCUGGAAGGGAAAUUUCUCAUGUCCAAUAACGGGCAUUCCGUUCAAAUUGACCUGCCUCCCAGCAUGGCGAUCACUAAGGGCCUCCCAGGAAAAUACACAGCGGUCCAGAUGCACCUGCACUGGGGCGGCUGGGACCUGGAGGCCAGCGGAGCAGAGCACACCAUUGACGGUAUCCGUUACAUGGCAGAGCUCCAUGUUGUCCACUACAACUCUGACAAGUACAGCAGCUUUACAGACGCCAGAGAUAAGCCAGACGGGCUGGCAGUACUCGCCUUUUUCUAUGAUGACGGGCAUUUUGAAAACACCUACUACAGUGAUUUCAUCAACAAUCUGGAGAAAAUCAAAUAUGCAGGUCAGUCCAUGCACAUAUCAAGCAUUGAUGUGCGCUCCAUGCUCCCCGAGAACAUCAACCACUUCUUCAGAUACCAGGGCUCCCUCACCACGCCGCCCUGCUACGAGAGCAUCCUCUGGACCGUGUUUGAUACUCCCAUCACUCUCUCACAUAACCAGAUCAGGAAACUGGAGAGUACUCUGAUGGACAUGGACAACAAGACGCUGUGGAAUGACUACCGCAUGGCUCAGCCUCUCAACAGCCGUGUGGUGGAGUCUUCUUUCCUGCCGCGCCUGGGAAAAGGAACCUUUUGUCGGCAAGAUGAGAUUGAAUCCAGGCUUCUGAAUAUCGAGGGUCUGAUAACGUCUCUUGGAAAGCACAUCCAUUCAGGUGGACUUCGGCCUAACAGAUAUGAACCCCGCGCUCGGUUUCCCCUAGUCCUUGACUUCCAGGAGAAAAAUGCUGGAAGUUAUGCUUUGGCCCGCCUCAGUCAUCCCAUGGAACUGAACUCCUUCACUGUCUGCAUGCAUGUCCUGCCUCAGCUCGAGGGGGUCCACACCGUUGUCUCCUACGCCAGUAACGGCAAUGACAACGAGCUGAUGAUCUCCAUUGCUGAGGACGGAGACGGGAAAGAGGUGGGCCUCUGGAUUGGAAAUGAGUUUGUCAACCUGCCGCACAACUUUAAGUCCUUCGACUGGGCCAACUACUGCAUCACUUGGUCGUCCCAGACCGGCGGUGUUGACCUGUGGAUCAACGGCAUGGUGGGGGAGCAGCGGUAUCUGAAAAAUGGAUACACAAUCAGCCCAGGCGGUGUGUUCAUCGUGGGAAAGGACCAGGACGGAUUGCUGGGCAUCACCAAUGCAGACGCCUUCGUGGGCAAGAUGACUGAUGUCAACGUGUGGGACUACGUGCUUUCCACAGCAGAUAUCCGGGACCAGUUGUCGUGUGAGAGAAACAGCACCGUGGUGGGAAAUGUGUUCAGCUGGGGAACAACCAAACUCAGCAUGUUUGGGGGGGUGCAGCUGGACAGCCAGUACAGAUGUCCCUGAAAUGACUGAACAGGUUCCGUUCGCAUGAGCUUUGAAAUGCUGCAGUAAACCAUUUCGCUGCUGAUGGUGGGGGAUUUAAAAUGUGUUCAAUAAAGAAUAACGUAUUUCUUUCAAACCCCUGUAAAAUAUUUAAUGCAAACUGUAUCAUGUUGUUUUGGCCAUGUAUUCAUAUCUUAGCCUCAUCAAUAAAAGCUUUAAAGGCA